GGAUAUUUGUGAAAUUUCCUAAUUAAUUUGUCUAAAUCUUUCUUAAACAAAUUUGUGGGCCAAACAAUGGAGUGAACUUGGUAAAUCCUUGGGCAAACAGGCCCAUAAUAUUCAACGUCCAGCCCCUUUUGUCAAAAUCAAAUCGCACUUUUCACUUUGCUCUAGUGCUCUCCAAUCUCCAACGUUCGGCCCCUCCCUUCCGAUCAGACGGAAGCGGCGAUCGCCGCUCACCCUCUACAAUCAGACGACGCCAGAGACUGUAAAUCCGAUCAGACCAGCCGCGCUUGCCCUUCGUUUUGGUUACUUGCUGUCUCGGUUUAAAGGCUGUUUUACCCUAAGUGUGGGUGCAUCAAGGACAAAUUUGACUUCUCUUGAUUCUCAUGGAAUUUACUUGUUUAAGCAAAGGUGGAUGCUUCUAUAUGCCACCAUGUCAUAUGCUCAAUGUUUGUGGAUUUCGAAUCCAAUUUGACUGCCCUGUGGACUUUUCAGCUCUCUCUAUCUUUUCUCCUGUUCCAUCUGAUUUGGAUGUUCUUUCAGAUAAAGAACCAUCAAGUCAUCUGGGCCAUGGUUCUCUCGAUUUGGAUAAUGUGUCUGAUGAAACUGAAAAGCCACUUGACGUUGGUUAUUUGAUAAAAGCGGAGCCUUGCUACAAAAUCAUUAAGAACUUGUGCCUCUGGAACCCAUCUUUCACUAAUAUUGUUUUGAUUUCUAGUCCAAUGGGCAUGCUAGGACUGCCCUUUUUGACUCGAGAGAAGGGGUUCUCUGCAAAGAUAUAUGUGACUGAAGCAACUGCCAGGCUUGGAAAAAUUAUGAUGGAUGACCUUAUUGCCAUGCAUAUGGAAUUCAAACAGUUUUAUGGAUCGGAAGAUGAUGCUAUCUCACAGUGGAUGAGGCAGGAAGAUCUAAGUUUGCUUCAUCAUAAGCUAAGAGAAGUGGCUUUUGGGCAGGAUAGAGCAGAUUUUGGCGGUUGGAUGCCCAUGUACAGUGCAGCUGACGUUAAGGAUUGCAUGCAGAAGGUUGAAACUCUUAGAUAUGGGGAAGAAACAUGUUAUAAUGGCACACUAGUUAUAAAGGCAUUCAGCUCUGGUCUUGAAAUUGGCUCUUGUAACUGGACUAUUAAUUGCCCAAAGAGAGACAUUGCAUAUAUUUCAAGUUCUAUCUUUUUUUCCUCCAACGCAAUGGAUUUUGAUUACCUUGCUCUUCAGAAGGAGACAAUUAUUUAUUCUGACUUCUCGUCUCUGGCAUUUAUGAAUGACGUAGAGAAUGAUACAAGAGUAUCACUUAUAGACAACACCUUAUUGCCUCUCAGUAGUAAGGAGGAGACUUUGGCUAAUUUAUUGAGUUAUCCUGCUGAGACAGUGGAGGAAUCAGAAAAACUUUAUUUUAUCUGUUCUUGUGCUAUCCAGUCUGUUGAAUCUGGUGGUUCAGUCCUUAUUCCUAUCAAUCGACUUGGUGUAAACCUGCAACUUCUAGAGCAGAUAUCAGCUUCACUAGAUUAUUCAGAUCUGAAGGUUCCUAUAUAUUUUAUUUCUUCUGUAGCUGAGGAGUUGUUGACAUUUGCCAAUGCUAUACCAGAAUGGCUAUGCAGGCAAAGACAACAUAAGUUAUUUUCUGGAGAGCCGAUGUUUACAUUUGUUGAGCUCCUUAAAGAGAACAAGCUUCAUGUCGUUCCUGCCAUUCAUUCACCCAAAUUAUUAAUAAACUGGCAGGAACCAUGCAUUGUAUUUUGUCCUCACUGGAGCUUACGACUUGGUCCAGUGGUCCACUUGCUUCGACGUUGGUGUGGGGAUCCUAGCUCUUUACUUGUUCUAGAGAAGGGACUUGAUGUUGAGCUUUCUCUCUUACCGUUCAAGCCUAUGUCUAUGAAGGUCCUUCAAUGUUCAUUCCAAUCUGGUAUAAAUGUUUAUUGGCAAGGAUUUCGAUUCAUUUUUUUGGGGGGUCGAACGGAAUUUCCAAAAGUAAAACAGAAUGAUUUGGGGAAAGGAAUCAAUGCAGCAAUAAUGUUCCUUGAAACGAAGAUUCAAGUGAAGAAAAAGUUGUUGCUUAGGGAAACAGAAACUGGUUGGUUGCAACGGAGAAUGAAGUAGCCGAAAGUUAUCUGUUUGCGAUGGAAAAAGAAGUCAAAGUCGGCCGUCGUCUGGAUGUGAAGGAGAAAGAAAAAGUCGACAAGUGGAUGGGAAAAGAAGAUGGUGGCAUUCGUCUGGAUGCGAAGAAGGAAGAAAACGCUGGCAAAUGACAAUCUACGGUGGUCCAAAGAGAUGAUCGGGAAGAUGGAAGAAUCGUGUGAAGAAGUUGAAGUUGCACACGUAAGGAUGCCAAUGACGUGGCAGAAAGUGAUAGGAGAGAAGAAUAGGGCAAGAGAAAUAAACCUUAAAAUCUUGGGCUUUAUUUUUCCUAGUGGGCUUCAACUUUUGUUAUAUGGACUUCAACUUUUGAUAAAUAAAAUAGUGGAGGUCCAUUAUUGUGUAGAUGAAGUGGGUGGAGAUUUUCAAGAAUGGGGGAGACGAAAAACGUGCCUAAAGGUGGGGAAAGGAAGAUUCGGUAAUAAUUGGCUGGUUUGUGGGUUCUGAAGGAAGAAUAUUUUGGGCUAUGGGCUGAAGGCAAGGGAUCCGUUUGGAGUCCAGAAUUUUUUGAAGUUGAAGGGAAUUUUUUUUUCAAACUUGAUGAGCAUAUCACUUUGAAGAGUUGUAAUAAAAAAAAAAAGAAAAAAGAAGAGGGGGUAAAU
Messenger RNA from Cucumis sativus (cucumber), 2725 nucleotides. RefSeq names its product integrator complex subunit 9 homolog. The transcript is spliced from 11 exons. Bases 381 to 2087 code for a protein of 568 amino acids. The record is from RefSeq and is a predicted model, not a curated record. Gene Ontology annotation, cellular component: integrator complex. NCBI's taxonomy places the organism in Eukaryota, Viridiplantae, Streptophyta, Magnoliopsida, Cucurbitales, Cucurbitaceae. Gene Ontology annotation, biological process: snRNA processing.